AUGUCGCCUCCGGCUGCCACUGAAAAUAUCUGCUCUACAAAGCCUGCCGCUAAGGGUGUUCAGAGAGGGGCACCUAAGUUCAAGUUUCCCAAACCCAUCUCUUACGAUACAGUCGAAGAUGAGCGACGCGGUCGCAAGGAGCGACUUGCACAGGCAUUUCGAGUGUUUGGCAUGCUUGGCUUCGAUGAGGGUGUUGCUGGUCACUUGACUUUCCGUGACCCCAUUCUCAAGGACCAUUUCUGGGUUAAUCCCUUCGGUGUGCCCUUUCGACACAUGACUGUUUCGGAUCUGUUGCUCAUCGCUCCUGAUGGUAGCAUUGUCGACGGCGGUCGUCCUGAAAGGAUGGUUUACAACCAAGCUGCCUUUGCAAUUCACCACGCCAUUCACACAGCUCGACCCGACUUGGAUGCCGCCUGUCACUCGCACUCUAUGUAUGGCAAGGCAUUCUCUACGCUAGGGAGGAACAUCGAAAUCACAACACAGGACAGCUGCGCUUUGUACAAUCAGUGUGCCCUCUACGAAAAUUUUGGCGGUGUCGUACUUGCUGACGAGGAGGGCGACAAUAUCGCCAAGGCACUCGGUGACAAGAACCGUGCGCUUAUCCUGCAAAACCACGGCAUUCUCUCCGCUGGCACCUCGAUUGAGGCCGCGGUGGGCUUCUUCAUUCUGCUCGAAAAGCACUGCCAAGUGAUGCUACUCUCGGAGCCUGCUGCAGCUGCUAGAGGCACUAGGCCCAUCGUCAUCGGUCAUGAAGAGGCCGAGUUCACUUGUCGACAGAUUGGAUCCGAUCAGGCCCUCGCGUUCCAAGCUUCGGUCUACUUUGACACCAUUGCGCGCCUCGACAAGGGUGCAUGGAAGGCGUAA
Molecule: messenger RNA, 864 nt
Organism: Mycosarcoma maydis (corn smut)
Lineage: Eukaryota; Fungi; Basidiomycota; Ustilaginomycetes; Ustilaginales
Exons: 3
Coding region: 1-864 (287 amino acids)
Cellular component (GO): cytoskeleton
Molecular function (GO): actin filament binding
Source: RefSeq, a predicted model, not a curated record